AAUAAUAAUAAUAAUAAUAAUAAUAAUAAUAAUAAUAAUAAUAAUAAUAAUAAUAAUAAUAAUAAUAAUAAUAAUAAUAAUAAUAAUAAUAAUAAUAAUAAUAAUAAUAAUAAUAAUAAUAAUAAUAAUAAUAAUAAUAAUAAUAAUAAUAAUAAUAAUAAUAAUAAUAAUAAUAAUAAUAAUAAUAAUAAUAAUAAUAAUAAUAAUAAUAAUAAUAAUAAUAAUAAUAAUAAUAAUAAUAAUAAUAAUAAUAAUAAUAAUAAUAAUAAUAAUAAUAAUAAUAAUAAUAAUAAUAAUAAUAAUAAUAAUAAUAAUAAUAAUAAUAAUAAUAAUAAUAAUAAUAAUAAUAAUAAUAAUAAUAAUAAUAAUAAUAAUAAUAAUAAUAAUAAUAAUAAUAAUAAUAAUAAUAAUAAUAAUAAUAAUAAUAAUAAUAAUAAUAAUAAUAAUAAUAAUAAUAAUAAUAAUAAUAAUAAUAAUAAUAAUAAUAAUAAUAAUAAUAAUAAUAAUAAUAAUAAUAAUAAUAAUAAUAAUAAUAAUAAUAAUAAUAAUAAUAAUAAUAAUAAUAAUAAUAAUAAUAAUAAUAAUAAUAAUAAUAAUAAUAAUAAUAAUAAUAAUAAUAAUAAUAAUAAUAAUAAUAAUAAUAAUAAUAAUAAUAAUAAUAAUAAUAAUAAUAAUAAUAAUAAUAAUAAUAAUAAUAAUAAUAAUAAUAAUAAUAAUAAUAAUAAUAAUAAUAAUAAUAAUAAUAAUAAUAAUAAUAAUAAUAAUAAUAAUAAUAAUAAUAAUAAUAAUAAUAAUAAUAAUAAUAAUAAUAAUAAUAAUAAUAAUAAUAAUAAUAAUAAUAAUAAUAAUAAUAAUAAUAAUAAUAAUAAUAAUAAUAAUAAUAAUAAUAAUAAUAAUAAUAAUAAUAAUAAUAAUAAUAAU
Uranotaenia lowii is the source of this 921-nucleotide messenger RNA. RefSeq names its product probable serine/threonine-protein kinase clkA. The transcript has a single exon. The record is from RefSeq and is a predicted model, not a curated record. Lineage: Eukaryota; Metazoa; Arthropoda; Insecta; Diptera; Culicidae. The annotation marks the transcript as partial.